This is a messenger RNA of Triticum aestivum (bread wheat), 651 nucleotides long. RefSeq names its product G-type lectin S-receptor-like serine/threonine-protein kinase CES101. Gene Ontology annotation, molecular function: protein serine/threonine kinase activity; ATP binding. NCBI's taxonomy places the organism in Eukaryota, Viridiplantae, Streptophyta, Magnoliopsida, Poales, Poaceae. The transcript has 2 exons. Gene Ontology annotation, cellular component: plasma membrane. The record is from RefSeq and is a predicted model, not a curated record. The coding region runs from base 31 to 621 and encodes 196 amino acids. Gene Ontology annotation, biological process: protein phosphorylation.
AGAAAUUUAGAAAGGAUUAUACUACCGAUUAUGACAUUCCUGCUGCUCCUAGCAUUCAUAGCCCUCGUGUGGAUGUACAAAUACAGAGGUAAAGUAACAAAUUUCCUCCUUAUUUUAACAUACUAUAUUGGUUCAAGAGUUACGGGGAAAAAAUUUAGUGUCCUUGUAGGCAAUUGGCGAAAGAAGGAAAACCAGAAGAAACUGAAGCUUGGAUACUUUAGCACAUCCAACCAACUCGAAGAUGAAAAUACAGAAGUUCCAUUUGUUAGUUUUGAAGACACCCUUUUGGCAACAAAUUGUUUUGCUGAUUCCAACUUGCUUGGACGCGGAGGCUUUGGCAAAGUCUACAAGGGAACACUCAAAGGUGGAGACAAUGUUGCUGUUAAAAGGCUAAGUAAGGGUUCUGGACAAGGAGCAGUCGAGUUUAGAAGUGAGGUAGUUCUAAUUGCCAAACUGCAGCACAAAAACCUAGUCCAACUUCUUGGGUGUUGCAUUCAUGAAGAUGAGAAGUUACUAAUCUAUGAAUACUUACCUAAUAAAAGCUUGGAUGCCAUUCUUUUUGGUAUGUGCUUUUUUUAUUGCACAUCGCAAAAUUAUUUAAAUUCACCGAAAAGGCAUUGAUGAUGACAAGCUUCGUCUCUUAUGAUAGAU